UCCACGUGAUGUCAGCAAGCGGAAGUGUGCGCGCUCAGCCCUAGAGUGUGUGUCUGUGUGUGUGAGGAAGGACCCGAGAGUUCCCCUGCGGCUCUGAGAGAACAUGGAGGCGGCAGACGAGACGAUGAAGUACCGCUCGCCUCUGGUGUCCAGGUACGCCAGCAAGGAGAUGGCCUUCAACUUCAGCGACCGGAAGAAGUUCAGCACCUGGAGGAAGCUGUGGAUCUACCUGGCCCAGGCGGAGAAGACUUUGGGUUUGCCCAUCACCGACGCCCAGGUCCAGGAGAUGGAGAGCCACGUGGACGACAUUGACUUUGUCAUGGCGGCCGAAGAAGAGCGCAAGCUCCGGCACGACGUCAUGGCUCACGUGCACACGUUCGCCCACUGCUGCCCCACUGCCGCUCCCAUCAUCCACCUCGGAGCCACGUCCUGCUACGUCGGAGACAACACUGAUCUGAUUAUGCUGCGUGACGGAUUCGACAUCCUCUUGCCUAAGCUGGCCAGAGUCAUCGACAGACUGAUGAACUUUGCAGAGAAAUACGCUGACCUCCCCACGCUGGGCUACACACACUACCAGCCCGCCCAGCUGACCACAGUCGGGAAGCGAGCCUGUCUGUGGCUGCAGGACCUGGCCAUGGACAUGAGGAACCUCCAGAGAGCCAGAGACGACCUGCGUUUCAGGGGGGUGAAGGGGACCACCGGGACCCAGGCCAGCUUCCUGCAGCUCUUUCAGGGCGACCACGACAAAGUGGAGGACCUCGACAGGAUGGUGACAGAGAUGGCUGGCUUCAAAAAAGCCUACCUGGUGACGGGCCAGACGUACAGUCGGAAGGUGGACGCAGACUGCUUGGCCAGCCUGGCCAGUUUGGGAGCGACUGUUCACAAGAUCUGUACCGACAUCCGGCUGCUCGCCAACCUGAAGGAGAUCGAGGAGCCGUUUGAGAAAGAUCAGAUCGGUUCCAGUGCCAUGGCGUACAAGAGGAACCCCAUGCGAGCGGAGCGUUGCUGCAGCUUGGCUCGCCACCUGAUGGCGCUGUUGGCCAACCCGCUGCAGACGGCCUCGGUGCAGUGGCUGGAGAGGACACUGGACGACAGCGCUAACAGGAGGAUCUCGCUGCCCGAGUCCUUCCUCACAGCAGACAUCAUCCUCACCACGCUGCAGAACAUCACAGAGGGACUGGUGGUUUACCCCAAAGUCAUCGAGAGACACAUCCGCCACGAGCUUCCCUUCAUGGCCACAGAGAACAUCAUUAUGGCCAUGGUGAAGGCUGGUGGAAACAGACAGGACUGCCACGAGAAGAUCCGCGUUCUGUCCCAGGAGGCAGCAGCUGUGGUCAAACAGGAGGGUGGUGAUAACGACCUUCUGGCCAGAGUUCAGCGAGACCCCUACUUCGCCCCGGUCCUGGGUCAGCUGGACGCCCUGCUGGAGCCCAAGACCUUCAUUGGCCGCGCUCCGCAGCAGGUGACCAGGUUCCUGUCUGAAGAAGUACGCCCCCUGCUGGAGCCGUACAAAGCAAAGAUGGAUGUCAAGAUUGAGCUCGAGCUCUGAAACACACAAACACACACAGAUACAGACACACAAACUUGAACAAAGGUCACUGUGGCCUUGUGAACGCUGCCUUAUACCUCAAUAAAGAGAAAUGGUUGAAUAAA
This is a messenger RNA of Pleuronectes platessa (European plaice), 1653 nucleotides long. RefSeq names its product adenylosuccinate lyase (gene adsl). Lineage: Eukaryota; Metazoa; Chordata; Actinopteri; Pleuronectiformes; Pleuronectidae. Gene Ontology annotation, biological process: 'de novo' AMP biosynthetic process. Bases 104 to 1549 code for a protein of 481 amino acids. The record is from RefSeq and is a predicted model, not a curated record. Gene Ontology annotation, cellular component: cytosol. Gene Ontology annotation, molecular function: (S)-2-(5-amino-1-(5-phospho-D-ribosyl)imidazole-4-carboxamido) succinate lyase (fumarate-forming) activity; N6-(1,2-dicarboxyethyl)AMP AMP-lyase (fumarate-forming) activity. The transcript is spliced from 12 exons.